UGGUCGGUUGGCGGCUGUGUAAUCAGUUGGUUUGUUGUGUGGAGAAGGGCUUGUCUCGAGGAAGAGGCCAGUAUGGAUCCGCCGCGGGAUAUUCAACGGUUUAAACGAAACAUCGCCACUCGGUCUACGGUAUCGUCGUGUUCCUCUCUCGCCAUGGAGAUCAAGAGAAAGAAAAUAAGGGAAAGCAUGUUUUUUCAAAACGAGGCCAAAGACAGACAUAAGAAGCGAUGCGCAAGUGUGAAUGACACGCAGCAGAUAAUAGAGGACAUGAAUUUGUUGAACAUACAACAGAUUUCUAAAAAACUAAAGGACUGUGAUAUUCAGGAGCAAUUGGAGUUUGAGAUGCGGAUGAGAGCUGGGGCUUACAAGCUUCUGAUUGCCAGCACUAAAAGAGAGCAGGUGUUGGAUGCUUCCAGGAGUCUGUUAACCUGUAACGCCCGAAUUAAAGCCUACAUAAGUGAAACCCAGACGAGGGAAAAGCAGCAGGACAUUAGAAGAUCAUCAGGAUCUCCGGAUCAAAUCCCUUGUAAAGGAAAGGUAGCCAUAUCUGGCCUACGGAUUCCAUUGUUUUGGAAAGAUACAGAACACUUUAACAGCAAAGGGAAUGCACAGCGGGUUGCAGUCUUCUGUUUGAUGAAGAUUGGGUCAGAGAUUUUUGACACAGAAAUGGUGAUUGCAGAUCCUUCAAUGACCGAUAUUUGCUUUGAAGGUGUCAAAAUUUUCUCUGAAGUUAAGCCGGACUUUGACCUGACAUGUGAACUGUAUAGCUGUGGACUAGAGGAAGAGACAACCUUCGUCAACACUCCCAAAAAACUGGCCAGGAAACUGCGCUCCUCUUUCGGCAGAUCUUCAGGCAGGAAACUCUCCCCCCCUCUGGAUGGAGGAGACCCUGACACUUUCCUCCAGUCCAACCCAAUACCAGCAGGUGCACGGUACUCACUGUUGGCGUACACCACUCUGGGUUUGGAGCAGGCAGAGGGAUCUUUCCAGUCUCAUUCUCUUAUAAUUCUGCAAAAUGUGGAGGCUUCGUCGUGGCUGCCGUUGUAUGGUAACUUGUGCUGUAAGCUGGUGGCACAGCCUGACUGCAUGACACAAGACAUGAUGAGCGGAUACCUGAGCCAACAGCAAAGCAUUGAGGGUUUGCAGCGCUGCUGUAAGCAAUACUGUGUGCUGAAGGCUGGACAGAUUACAUGCUAUUACUCUCCUGAAGAAAUCCAAGCGAAAGUGGAGCCCAGCCUCAUUAUUCCCAUUAACAAGGACACCCGUAUUCGUGUGGUAGGAAAGGACCACAAGAGGACUGGCACCAGACUCAACCUGAUAAACCCAGCAAACAGAGACUCUACCAGUCACGUGUUCAUUACGGAAACCCCUGACAUCUUGCAGGAGUGGCUGGAUGCCCUCUGGCAGCACAUUUAUGACCAGAGUCAGUGGCAACAUGCAUGUGACAAAAUCAUGGAAAUAGAGGUUUUGUCACCACGUAAACCCCCGCUCUUUCUCAUGAAGCAAGCUGACUCGGUUUAUAAGGAUCUAAGCAUUGGGUCCCCUGGGAAAUUUGAGAGCUUGACUGAUAUAAUUCACAAUAAGAUUGAGGAAACUGAUGGGCGCUUUCUCAUUGGUCAGGAGGAGGACACAGAGCCUCCUCAUUGGGCAGCACUGUUUGAAGGAUCCCGGCCAAUGGUGGUACAAAAAACAGUUCUGUCACCAGGUAAAGUAAGCAAUCAGUCUAUUACAAGUCCUGUCACAGCCAACAGAAUCAAGAGGAGAGCGCCUCCACCCCCUCCUGAUAAAUUACCAUUUGUUCAACCUACCAGUCUGUUACCCAUUCAAGAGAAAGAGAACUGUAAGGGGGCAAGGCCUCGGACAGGGCGACCCUCGCUUGAUGCCAAAUUCUCUGCCAUCAUUCAGCAGUUGCAGAAGAGCCACACAUCCACUCGCAAAAAUGCACCUCUUGGACAGAUCGAGCCCUGUCAGCACCCUUGCAUCCCUCAAAAAAGACUUGAUGAGCCCAAUAUACCUGAAAAUCCUGUGAAAGAGUACAGUCAGGCCCCUCAGCCACCUGUGCCGGCCCCCAGGAACAAACUGAGGAUGUCAUUCAGAGAUAAGAUGAACCCAAAAGCCUGGUGAAUUAAUGAGGCGUGAGACAUCUCUUUGAUUAAUGAUCUGUUAUGGAAAGACGAAACAUCCUUGGAUUCAUAAGGAGAUAAACUCCCUCUUGUCCUUUCAUUGAUCCAUAUCAAGGGUCAAGUAGAUGAGAAUGCUGGGAGUGAAUGUGAGCUUAUAAAUGGCCUUUCCUGUUUGUUCUAGCUUGAACAAAUGUUUAAAUGCAGACGAAAUUUGCUAUUGGUUAAAGUCUUACUAUAUUAAUUGUUUUUAAAAUAACAGUCCAGUGGUUGAUCAGUAGAUAACCUUCAUCUUCAAGACUUUAUAAAGGCCCAAUUCAUUUCAGCUUUAUCUUGAUUUACUGUUAUUCACUUUCAUAUCAUGUCUGUUAAACCUAGUAGUCUGAAAUAGCCACUCAUGAUGUAACCACUACCACCAAGCACUUUUGGCCCACAGCUACUGCAUCAUUUUAGUUUAAGUUUAUCUUUUUCACAGAAUAAUGUCAAGAUAUAUAUUAUUUUUUCGUCUGUGGUAUGAAAACAGGUGCAUGCUUUCUAGUUUUUUUUUUUUUUUUUUUUUUUAAGUAUAAGUAGGUGAAAAAAAGAUGGAUCAGGAACUGGAUAACUGUUGUUGUUUGUUUAGACUGAAUGAUUUUAUACAGAUUUUAUACGUAACCUCUAAACGGUUAACUAUCAUGAACUUCUUAUUUUUCAUGUUAGACACUAAGGGUUUAAUCUUCAUUUUGUAGUAUUUGACAUGUAGUUAAAAUCUUUCUAUUUUUAUAGGGUCUGAGCACUAUGAAACUACGUAGUCACAAUGUGAAUGAAAAAUUCUUGUUAGGUAAAUGUGAAUUGUUUAAUAUGGUUUCAUUUAUGUACACUUUUGAAUGUUUAAGUAGCACACACUAAAUGCUGUUGUAGAUUAUUUUCAAGAUAAUUCAUGUUUUUAUGGUUCUAUAGUGCAAUACAUGAUUUUGGUUGUUUGGAACUGUUCUGUUUCCGUUGUUUGAGUAAUUCACUCUUCAUCAAACAUAAUUUUUCUUUGGGCAUUAAUCUAGCAAAAUAUAUUUGUAGUCAUUUUGCUAAAAUGAAAAGGAACAAAAUUAAAAUGUUGUACUGAA
Carassius auratus (goldfish) is the source of this 3220-nucleotide messenger RNA. RefSeq names its product rhotekin-2-like. The coding region runs from base 73 to 2124 and encodes 683 amino acids. The transcript has 13 exons. The record is from RefSeq and is a predicted model, not a curated record. Gene Ontology annotation, biological process: hemopoiesis; positive regulation of cell population proliferation; signal transduction. Lineage: Eukaryota; Metazoa; Chordata; Actinopteri; Cypriniformes; Cyprinidae.